Sodiomyces alkalinus F11 is the source of this 516-nucleotide messenger RNA. RefSeq lists its product as hypothetical. Gene Ontology annotation, cellular component: Ragulator complex; late endosome membrane; membrane raft. The coding region runs from base 1 to 516 and encodes 171 amino acids. NCBI's taxonomy places the organism in Eukaryota, Fungi, Ascomycota, Sordariomycetes, Glomerellales, Plectosphaerellaceae. The record is from RefSeq and is a predicted model, not a curated record. Gene Ontology annotation, biological process: lysosome organization; regulation of receptor recycling; endosomal transport. The transcript is spliced from 3 exons.
AUGGGAGUCUGUUCUUCUUGCCUAGGGAGAGGAAAUCCGAAGGACGCUUUCGACGAGGAUGAAGAGUCGCGACUCCUCGAUGAUCCGAACGGCAUACACUACAACAGUUUUGGCGAGCCCGGGAUAAACGGCCAGGAUAAUAACCCUGUUGAGGUUCAGCGCGAGAACGAGGCUCUGCAGAGGGUCGUGGCCAAAACCUCCGACAACAUGGUCGACAUCUUCGAGAUCGCCCCGCAGCAUCAACCGGCACGACCAAACCCCGGCCCUUUCGCCUACGCCGGACAGGAAGCGCGCAUCGUCCGCUAUCAGCACCUGCUGUCCCGCCUAGCCUCAAAACACGACGAUCUGGGCCGGGGCAUCUCAGUCCAAGGUCAAGGCCCGCCGGGCAUCCAGGUCGACUGGUUUCCCGAAGAGGAGGCAGUUGAGGUGCAGCAGGGGAAGGCCCCGUCUGUCAAAUCCGAUUCAGACGAGCCUCUUGUUGGCACCUUUGCGGAUGCCGCUGCGGCAAUGUCGUGA